Molecule: messenger RNA, 4172 nt
Organism: Amphiprion ocellaris (clown anemonefish)
Lineage: Eukaryota; Metazoa; Chordata; Actinopteri; Pomacentridae
Gene: gdnfa
Product: glial cell derived neurotrophic factor a
Exons: 3
Coding region: 994-1758 (254 amino acids)
Biological process (GO): peripheral nervous system development; negative regulation of neuron apoptotic process; positive regulation of branching involved in ureteric bud morphogenesis
Molecular function (GO): receptor tyrosine kinase binding; growth factor activity; glial cell-derived neurotrophic factor receptor binding
Source: RefSeq, a predicted model, not a curated record
CAAAUCGCAUUCCGCAUACUGAAAUCUAAUCCGAGGACAUCAGGAUGUGUGACAUAAUCCCCAAGACAUCUGAAAACUGCGCUCCUCCAAACAGGGCUCCAGGGGUGGUUUGGGGAGAUAUGCGGACCUCUGUUACUCACUGUUUGCUCUUGCAGCGAUCUAUAAAAGAGGGGCGGACACCAACUGCCCCCAAACGUCAGAGCGCACUUAACUAUAAAUCUCUCCAAACUGCUCGCUGCGCCCGGUGCGGUGUUAUGCGCAGACAUCUGUCCUGCUUCAGUCCAAUAUGAGGACAACGCGUGUGGAGACCCCCUCGAGCUAUACAGACACUAUCUGACCCGGAGAAAAUGGAGAAUAAAUACCCCCCAUCUGUGUUGUUUACCGCGGCAAGCUUAGUGUAAAAAAAUGUUGGCGGUUUUGAUUUUUUUAACGCAGUUUUGGAUUUAAGGGCGCUUUAAGUGUUUUAUCAAGAGGCACGCAAGACGUUCUUGCUCUCUGGGAAGCAAAUAUUGAACACCUUAUGCGCCCUGCUUACGAGCUGCAAGGGCUGAUGUCUUUAUUGGACUCCUUUCUGUCGGAGAUGGUGGAUCUCUCUCGGAUUUCCAACGUGGAAACGUAGCAUCCAAUUAAUCAGCGACUGCAACUGUACCCCCGUAAGGCGCAGUGGCACUUGGUCCGCUCUCUUCAACACCUACCUUUGGACUCCAAAGUGUGGAGAGAGACGCACGAUUUGGCUGGUGCGCCAGAUCGGAAUAUGAAAAACAUACCUGGUGCCAGUAUUUCAGCCUUUUUUCUGUUUGGACACAAACUGAAUUUGAACUCGCUUUCGUGAAAUUUUCGCGUUCGGGUUGUUUGAAAUGAUCCAUGCCGCUGAAUCAGCUGGGAACACUAAAUGAGUGGCGUUUUCUGUUUGGAUUUUACCACCAACAGCCAAGCGAGUUUCAGGUCUGCAUGGGCCAUAUUUAAGCUUUCUUCAUAGGAACUGAGUCUAAGAUGAAGUUAUGGGAUGUUUUGGCCACGUGUUUGUUGCUCCUGAGCUCUGCUGCUACAAGGCCUCUCUACCAAAACACUCAGCCAGCCAAGAGAAAUUACUUCCCCAGCAGCUACACUGAUUCUGUGUCCCUGUCUGUGGAGGACGAAGAGCCAUCGUUCCAGCGCCAAGAACACAACCUGCAGGAGAUCUCCAUGGAGGAUCAGUAUGACAUUGGAGGUCCUUAUCCAGAGCAGUACGAUGACGUGAUGGAUUUUAUCGAGGCUACCAUUGGCAGACUCCGGAGAUCUUCAGAACCCAGUGGAAGCUCCAGGGGACGGAAGGAGCAGAGACAAAGAGGAGCAGCAAACACAGGAGGCUCGAGAGGCGGAGGGAGAGGACAUGGAGACAGGAGGCGAGGUCGAGGCCGAGGGGGAAGCCGAGGCGGUAAAGGAGGCCGAGGUGAGAAAGGGAGGGAGAGGAUAUCGGUGCAGAGUCGAGGCUGCUUGCUAAAGGAAGUCCAUCUCAAUGUGACGGAUUUGGGGUUGGGCUACCAGACUAAAGAGGAGCUGAUCUUCCGGUACUGUAGCGGCCCCUGCAUCGAGGCCGAGACCAACUAUGAUAAGAUCCUGAACAACCUCACACACAACAAAAAGCUGGACAAGGACACGCCCUCUCGCACCUGCUGUCGACCGAUCGCAUUCGAUGAUGACUUGUCCUUUUUGGACGACAACGUGGUGUAUCACACGCUGAAGAAGCAUUCUGCUAGGAAGUGUGGCUGUGUCUGAGGAAGUCACUUGAAUGUGACAAAAUAACGGCAUCAGCGAACUAAGGAUCGCCUUUACAAGCUGGUGCUGCAAAGGGAGGGAUUACUGUUGGACAAGUGUAUACGAGGUCAAACAGGGAUUGCAUCGUCCCUUAGUGUCAGUAGUCAUCAGAGGAGAUACAGGUGAGUAUACAGAGACCACCUGAAAGACACUGGAACAGCCGUUCAAAAGCAACCUGUACAUUUAACUUUGACAGUCCGUACUCAGUCCUCCAGAUCCCGUUACCAGUAUUUGACUGUUCAGACACAUGCAAAAAUGUAUCAGGUGUGCACCUAUUUGCAGAAGAUUAAAUACUGUUACACUUCCAGAUUUGCUAACUGUGCUGUCUAAAAAGGCAAGAGUGAAGAAAAACUAGAAGAAUUAAUUUCCCAGGAACAUCAGUUUUCCAUAACUGGCUCUUAAGACUCCAGAUGAACCCGCAGAUUUGAAGAGAUCAUUCUGUUGCCGUCUAAGUCACAUCCACUGCAUAGCCUGGAUGUUGACAUUCAGAGCCAAGGAACCACGGCGGAGUGCAGCAAAGACUUUUUGGUGCAACGCAUCUACAUAAAAUCCAAUCAUAUAUAUACAUACAUAGUAUAUAUAGAUACGUGUGUGUAAGAGGUAUAUUUAUUAAGAUGGAAUUAACUUAUUGUUAUUUAUUUCAAUCCAUUUUACGCAAGAAAUUGUCAUUUUUCUUAUUUAUUUAAAAGCUUUGUAUGUCCUGGAUGGUGCCAAAGUGGAGCAUUUUCUCAUGCAAAAGCUCACAAGGUGACCCAGAACUGCUAAACACACUUUAUUAACGCUUCUUCAUGCCACUUAGAUUCCAGUGUUUCUCAUUUCAUGCAUCUAAAUGAUAAUCAUUAGCUAUCAAGUUCAGGAAGGACAGACAGAGAGGAAGAGGAGGGGACCAAUAGAAGAAAUUUGAUAGGGUUGAUGUGUUGUUUUGAAGCAUUUAGAGGGACGGCACUAGUUCACCUCAUUCUCACAAACGUGACCACGCAAAGACAAGAGGGGAAACUUCAGCUCUCUCCUCACAGCACCCAGGUAUAGACUUCUGUUCAACCCAUCCCUUCAUUAAUGCUCUAUGUUUACAAGGAAAUAAAUAACUCUUUGCUGCUGUUUAUUUUCAAGACAAUUUUCACAUUAAUAAUCCAGGACAGAUUUAAACAGAAGCCAUAACAUCUUUAAAUUUAAAAUCAACAUGAGAGUGGUGGUCUCACAAGGAUCUGUACGUGCCUUUGAGGAUCCAUCCUUUAGGUCAAAGUACAGAAGCUGCUAGAAUACCUGCCUAUCAGCGCACAUCAUCCGAAACCUCACUCUGGCCUUGCACUAAGUCUGAGCAAAGGCUUUGCAGCGGUUACUGUCCCAAUAGGCUUUAAAGUUCAUGGGACUGCCUGUGUCUCUGUCUGAACUCUGACAGACAGGUCUUAUUCCCUCAAAGGGGAUUUGAAAGUGAUCCUCUAACACGAGUCUUAACCAAAUAUCCCCGCUGGCAAAGGCAGUUUAAGGAGGAUCUAGCUACUGUAGUGGCUGUCAUCGUGCAACCGAUGUAAAUAUCUCAAGAAUAGACGUUUCGACAAAAGAGCAUGUUUUGGAAUUACCGAGCGAAGCUGAAGUGUUUGCUCAACAUGCUUUCUACAUGUAACGACUCGUUCAGUCAAAUUUAUUCCCAAACUACAGCGGAAAUAUACAUGCAGCAAAACAAGAGGCUCUUCAAAAAGCACGUCGCUGUGCCCUGCAAAGGGGGUCGUUUUAAGUGGAACAAAGAGAGCCCUCGUGUAGGUCUUGAUGUUAGCAUGGAUUAGGGACCAAGGUAUCUGUGCCUACCCAGCAGCAAGCAAGCCAGCUUUACUGUGUAAUCCCCCUGCACAGAACAAAUCCACUGCAUCAAGCUGAAUUUAGGCCAAACACUACACAGGGAGGAAAAAAAAACUCUCAGCUUUUAUCACAGCAUACCUCAUCAAUUGGAUCAUCUUCCCCUUUUAACAACUGAUUCGUGUGCAUAAGCCUUUCCAGAUGAGAUUGUGCAGUUAGGAGACUUCCCAGAAGCCUCAGAGCGCCUUGUGACUCGUCGAUACCAUACGUUAAAGUGUGUGAACUGUGACCACUCGCCCGCUCAUCGUCACGACUGUUCUGCUCAACUGUUCAUUAGUUCUCUGGAUCUGGUGCAAAGGUAAACGAGCAAUAGGUAAAGAUGCUAAGGAAUCCUCAGUGUUAAUAUUAGAAGAAAGGAUUGCAUUUGUUGUCACUCCGUUAACACCUCUGUGAAAAGAAAAAACAGUCAUGUCGUCUCACUUGUUUUGUGUUACAGAACCAAAGCUCUCCGCAAACUUUAUUUUUGUACAAUAUUCAUUUUAUAACUUUUUACAGAAUUAAACUUGUUUCUAUUAAAUGAA